AUGAUUGAUUACAUUGCCUUUUGUUUCAAAUUGCCAGCAUUCUUUCAGAUUGGACAUCCUAUAUACUCUUCAAAGAUGGUGCGGUUCCGGAUGGGCCAUUGCAAACUUCCUCGUCCAUCAGAGUCAUUUAUCACAGAUGAUGAUGAUAACCAAGCAGUAAUUGCUGAUGAAAACUACAUCUGGACUUACACCUCGCCUGAGUUCCUGAUGUUACAGGAAAAUAAACUGCAGACGUUUAAACUCCCGCGCCCAGCCCUGUGCAUUGGUGGUGUAGUAAAGAUUGAGCUGCUGGGAAGAGUGCAGAAACAAGCAACAGAUGAUAGGUAUUACAUAUGUGUCUGCCAUGCUCAAGUGGUCGGGCGUUCGCUCUCACCAGUCUUCAUGGUCAACAUCAACGACUCGGCUGGCUACUCCAUCCUCAAGCACCUGCCAGAGGCCAAGAACCUCAGCGUGGAGGAACUGAUGCAGGACAGCGCUAGUGACUCGCAGGAGUGGAAGGACGCUUUGGCCAGCUACAGGGAGACGGGGCAUCUGGCCACCGCCCUCCUGAACGUGCUCCACGAGGGGCCGGCGCACCCCGCGCAGGACGCGCCGCAUGGGGCGGCGCUCCUGCAGGAAAUCCAGGCAAUGCAGGGAGACGCGGACCUCAUGCAGCAGCUGCAGGUGGACGCGCAGCUCCUGUAUUUGCUGCAGGACGGUGUGCUGCAGCUGCAGGAUGAAGACGGUCUACAGGCCAUGGAGGAAGAUGAUGAUGCGGACGGCGGCGGCGGCGUGUCGGACAACGACCCCUUCGCCUAG
Messenger RNA from Triticum turgidum subsp. durum (durum wheat), 798 nucleotides. Lineage: Eukaryota; Viridiplantae; Streptophyta; Magnoliopsida; Poales; Poaceae. The record is from the annotation of a GenBank genome assembly.